Messenger RNA from Condylostylus longicornis, 2608 nucleotides. RefSeq lists its product as uncharacterized. The transcript is spliced from 2 exons. The record is from RefSeq and is a predicted model, not a curated record. Bases 134 to 2590 code for a protein of 818 amino acids. Lineage: Eukaryota; Metazoa; Arthropoda; Insecta; Diptera; Dolichopodidae.
AAUACAAGUAAAAUUAAAUAAAAACAAUAAGGACAUAUUAAUCAUUUAUACACAGAAAUCAUAACGAAAACAAUAAAAAUAAUAAUAAUAAGGAAAAUAUAAAACGAUAAGUAUAAAAAAAAAAAAUAACAAAAUGAUCGCUAACGAUUGGCAUAAAUUGGAAAAAUUUAAACAAAAAUCAUCAUUUCGUAUUGCAAUGGCGGUAUUUAUAUUGAUUACAAUACUUUUAAAUUUACCAUCAUCAGUGAAUUGCAAUAAUAAUAAUAAUAAUAACAAUAAUAAAUCAGUUGAAGAUACCGAAGAAAUUUUAGAAACAGCAGAAGCAUCAGCAGCAGCAUCAUCAUCAGUAAUAACAACAGAAACAACAACUGGUAUAACAGAAAUAGAAGAAGAAUAUAAUAAUAAAAAUAUGAACUUGCAUCGAAUUCAGACGCCGGAAGGUCUGGAACACAGAUCUCUUGAAUUGGAACAUAGAUCUUUGGAAUUAGAAAAUAGAUCACCAAUUGAAUCGGAAGUCAGGCCAUUAUUUACACCGCGUGUUGAAUAUAAUUCAUGGCAACCAGUAGGACGAGGUGAUCCAUUAAAAAAUGAUCCAACUUAUGAUUAUAGUCCCCCAGUGGUUGAACCUGUACGUUAUUGGGCAGAAAACACAAAAAAUGAAAAUAAAGCAAAUUCAUUAACAAAUAAUAAAGAAACGGCAAUCAACAAAGAUAAAAAUGAAAUUUUAAUCUUAGGUGUACCAGCAAAAAGACAAAAUUAUCGUAAAGAAAGUAAAUAUAUAGGCCAUGAACAAUCUAUUCAAGCAGAACCAUUCAAACAACAAUAUGUACAAGAAAAUCAAAAUCAUCAAACAACAAAAUUACAAGGAACAAUUCGCCGAAGUUAUUCAUAUGGACACUAUCAUAAUUUACCAACAAGAUUAAUGCCACCACCCAUGCAAACUAUUGCUCCACCAUCCACUAUUACGUCAGUAAACAAAUUAAUGCCUACAACAGAAACAUAUUAUCAUACAUACCAUCAUCAUUAUUCGUCAAUGCCUCCAACUUUAAUGACAUAUACAGCUAAUUCUAAUAAUAUUGGUCAUAAAACUAAUGGGAAUACCGCUUCAUAUUUUCAGCAUUCAUCUUCUGCACCUGCAUCAAAUCCACCAACUUGGAUAUUUAACAAACCGCCUUAUGAUACAAGGAAUGCUGAGUCUAUAAGUUAUGUUAGUAUUACAAAACCUGAAGCAAACGGUAUUCCAUCAGCACAACAAGCAUCAAGUUCCAUUAACGUAAAGCAACCAUAUUUUAAAAGAAAACCUUGGAUUCAUGAAUUACUUUCAAAAGAAAUCACAAAAUCACCACCAUUAGUAGAAGGAGUAAAUUAUGUAAGUUUGCAACCUUCAAAAGUUCCAUCAUCACCACAAUCACAACCACCAAAACCAUUGCAACCACAAUCGCAAUUAUAUAUUCAUCAACCUAUUAAUACCUUGAGACCAGUACAAGCUAAUGUCACAAAUAUAUUUGUUCCAAUAAUGACUACUGAACCUCCAAUAAAAUCUACAACUUUGCUAUUAAUAACAUCUACUUCACCAAAAUCUAGUACUGCUGGUACUACUUCUGAACCAAUAACUCCAAAACCUUCCCCAACUUUUAUUCAUUCAACUUAUCCUUCUAAGACAACAAAUACUAAACUUAUGACAACUACAACAGCAAUUACUGCAAAAUCAACUAUCCUAAGGCCAAGACCAACACAAUACAUUAUACCCAAUCAAUCCCAAACAAUGACUACCCCUAAAAAUAAAUUGACUACAGACGUUUUAUUCUCUCACUAUAAGCAACCAGAAAGACCACUAUUUGGACCUUUAUAUUUAAUUAUUGAAGGACAUUCGAAAGUCAAAACAUACGGAUUAAAGGAUAAUGACACAAAAACAGUUAACCAUGAGCCCAAAAUUGUACCAAUACAAGUACCGGAUAGAGAAGCAGUUGUCAAAAAACAUGUAGUCUUAAAAGAUGAAAAUGGACAAGCAAUAGAAGUUAAACAUUUACAUAAUAAAAAACCUGAAAAUAAGGAGCAAAAUAAAAGCGAAACAUUGCAAAAUAAUCAUAUUGAAAAUGAAUCAGAGUCAUUAAGUCUUUUAUCAUUUUUAGACUCUUCACUUGGAAGUUUAUUUAGAGACGACAGUACAGCAAUUUCGCAAAGCAAUGUGUCAACAACAACAACUCCAGAAACAUCAUCAACAACGGAAUCAGUUACACAAAAAUUAGAAACAAGUGAAAAAUCAUCCAUGAUUUUUGUAACAACAGUGCCACCUUCUAAUAAUGAUAUUACGUCUGUUACUAAAACAACUGUUUUGGAACCAAUUGAUGCUGCCCUAAUUCAAGAAUCAAAAGAAAACAGACAAGUAUUUGAUUAUGACCAAUUUGAAAAACCAGCAAGUAUUUUUGAUUUUUUCAAUACUAGUGAAGAAUAUAAUGAUUACGAUGAGGUAGCUAGAGAAAAUGACCAAAAUUUAAAUGAACAUGAAAUGUUAAAUUCAGAUAGCCAAGAGGAAUCCAAUGAGAAAAAUAUGGAAUUAAAUAUGUCUGAAAUGCAUAUUCGAUCAUAAAAUUGCAUUUAAAAAUUC